AUGAUUGGUGAGGAGGAUGCUUUAGCAUUGGAGGUGCAACCGACUCCAGAGGAGGUCAAAGAAGCAGUAUGGGAUUGCGAAUCAUCCAAAGCUCCUGGAAGUGAUAGCUACAACAUGAACUUUAUAAAGAGGUGUUGGUCUGAAAUUGGCACUGAAUUUACGGCGGCGGUGAUGGAUUUCUUCCUGUCUUCUAAGUUACCGGCGGAUACGAAUCUCACUUGGGUGGCGUUGGCCCCUAAGUUUACUGGUGCAAAGGAAAUCAAAGAUCUGAGACCGAUCAGUAUGGUAGGCUAUGUGUAUAAAGUCAUUUCGAAAAUAUUGGUUCGGAGGAUGCGAGCAAUCAUGCCACGACUAGUAGGUGAGACUCAAAGUGCUUUUGUCAAGGGACGAAAGAUUCAUGAUGGGGCCCUUAUCGCAUGCGAAACUGUUCAAUGGAUUAAAAUGAGGAAGAAGGAAGCGGUGAUAAUGAAGCUGGGUUUCCAGAAAGCUUACGAUAGAGUCAAGUGGAGCUUUGUAGAUCUUGUGUUGCAAAAGAUGGGCUUUGGUCGGAGAUGGAGGAGUUGGGUUAUGGAAUGUGUAAGUACAAGUUCAAUGAUGCUUGGGGAGGUAGUGAGAAAUGGGCGUAUUUUGCCGUUACUGGUGGGUAGAGAUCAGGUCGAGCUAUCACAUCUCCAAUUUGCGGACGAUACUUGGGUGCAGCAUAUGUCUAGAGUGCUGGGUUGUAUGAUUGCCUCUCUGCCGGUGAAAUACUUGGGGAUCCCGCUAGGAGCGAACCCGAGCCUCCCUGUCUAUUACUUGAGCUUGUAUAAAAUGUCAAAGGUUGUUGCAGAGAAAUUGAUUUUUCUACAGAGAAGGUUUCUUUGGAGUAAGGAGGAUGGAAGGAAUGGUAUGGAAAUGGUCAGGUGGGAGGUGGUGCAGGCUCCCAAAAAACUGGGCGGUUUAGGGGUUGGGGAUGCUAUGGUAUUACCUACUCGAGGGGGGGCAUGGAAGGAUAUCUGCCAAAUACAGUUCAAGGAUCAACAACUAAGACAGAAGAUGAUUAAUGGGUUGUUUAUGGAGAUUGGCAAUGGGAGAGGUACUCGGUUCUGGGAGGAUGUAUGGCUGCGUAGAGGGGCCCUGAAAGACUUAUUUCCGAGGCUAUUCUCAGUUUCAAACCAAACAGGAUUUGUUAUAGGGGAUUGUGGGUUCUGGGACGGGUUAGAGUGGAGAUGGAACUUCCAUUGGAGGCGAGAGCUUUUCCAAUGGGAGUUGGACCUAGAGAACCAGAUACACGAAACUUUAAGAGUGGUUCAACUUGCAUACGGUAGAGAGGAUAAAGUUGUGUGA
This is a messenger RNA of Arachis ipaensis, 1326 nucleotides long. NCBI's taxonomy places the organism in Eukaryota, Viridiplantae, Streptophyta, Magnoliopsida, Fabales, Fabaceae. The record is from RefSeq and is a predicted model, not a curated record.